AUGGGUUUUUGCUGGAGCGGGGACUGUGGCAUCAGGCCUUGCCGGGCAGACCAUUAUAUGCCCUGUCUUGCUGGUUGGGUGGGCCCCACUGUGCUGCUCUGCAUCUAUGGUUUCUGCUCCAUGAUGAGGCCCAUAGAGCCCUUUUUGACAGAGUUUCUCACAGGAACUUAUAAGAAUCUCACCACUGAGCAGGUGACUAGACAAGUGUAUCCUGUGUGGACUUAUUCCAGCCUGGUUCUCCUCGUCCCAGUACUCCUGGUGACAGACUACCUCAGGUACAAGCCUGUAAUCAUCCUCCAGGGUCUCACCUAUGUCACGGCAUUUCUGCUGAUACUUGUCGGCUCGGGGGUCCACUUGACUCAGUUGGCUCUCCUCAGCUACAGCAUUUCCACAGCGGCAGAUGUGGCCUAUUUCUCCUACAUUUACCGCGUGGUCCAGCCCAGCUACUAUCAGAGAGUGACCAGUUAUGUCACAGGGGCCAUACUUGUGGGCUACGCUGUGGGUGCCCUGCUGGGUCAACUGCUGGUGUCUUUUGGUGGGGUGUCCUUAUAUUGCUUAGGUGUUGUGACUCUCAGCUCAGUCUCUGUUGCACUAAUGACCUCCUUUUUCCUGCCCAUGCCUGAAACUACUUUAUUUCAUAAGGGAACAUAUUCUGCACAACAGGUAAACUCAGGUGAGGACACUGAAGACUCUGUAAGCCAGGACUCUUCCAUCUGGGCGAAGAGCAUGAAGGCUACCAAGUAUGUUAGGAAGAUGCUGAGAAGGCUUUUAUCGGACUGUAAGGAAUGUUAUUCCUCGGCAGCUGUGCUCUUCUUCUGCAUAUGGUCAGCUACAGGGAAGUGUGGCUUCUACCAGGUUACAGGCUACGUCCAGAUCCUCUGGGUCGAUAUGCAGCCACAUGAUAACUUCACAGCCUACAAUGGAGGGGUAGACGCCAUCAGCACAUUGUCAGGGGCUGCUGCCAGCAUUGCUGUGGGCCACAUGACGCUGGAGUGGUCCGUGUGGGGGGAGCUGAUCCUUGGGGUUUUCACGUUCCUGAUCACUGGGGCUCUAUUCCUGAUGGAUAUGACUCAUAACAUCUGGAUCAGCUACACCUGCUUCUUCCUCUUCAAAACUGUUUACAUGCAGCUCAACACCAUCUGCACUUUUCAGAUAGCCAAGGCGCUGAGCAAAGAGCGCUACGCGUUGGUAUUCGGCAUUAACAGUUUUGUGGGCACAGUCCUCCAGAGUGUCCUCACCGCCAUCGUCAUCAACACCAGGUCUCUACAGCUCACCAUCACCUCCCAGUUCUUUAUCUACGCUUCAUACUUUGCUGCCGUUUCCCUGCUUUUCACACUCAGAGGUAUGUAUACUGUAUUCCGCAUGAGCCAGCCUGCGACAGGCCACGAGGAAGAGAGGGCAACCCGCCUGCCGGAGGCCUGACAUCUAUGAGUAACAGAGAACGUACAGCUUCAUAUCAAAACUCUGUGAUCAGUUACAACAGCAGCAACAGAAAAAAUGGUUGCAGACACUCUGCUUGGACAGAUAUUCAAGACAAGAUAUUCAAACAGUCGAUACAUCAUCAGCAAGAUUUAACCAAAUGAUUCUACAGAGAUGCUGUGACUAAAAUACCUGUUUAAAUAAACCUGUUUCAAUAAAGGGUUGAAUAAAAAAUAUAAUACUGUAAAAUGUAAUACUUACAUGUGGCCACUAGAGUGCAGUAUCUGCACAGCGUAGAAAAGAAGAAUACUACAUUGCACCUCUGCUGUUUUAAACUCUAGUUUAGUCUAGUAAAUAUAAAUUUAAUGGCACAAUAUUCCAUGCAUGUAUGUCCAUAAGAAGUCUUUUAAUUAAGAUGCUGAAAUGUCAAAAUGAAUUCAGUGUGCAGUGGGAUUUUGUGCAUGAUCAGCUAUGCAGCUAUGAACCAUUCUUGUGUGCAUAUUUAGCAAUUUAAUAGCACUUUAUGAAAACACACCAUGACCAUAUAUCACAAUGGUUACAUGGACUGUGUUUUUGAUUUUCUCAAGCACUUGCCAUUUGUUGUGAUGGUUAAGACAUCUGAAGCCACUUACAGUAAUAUUUGGUAACUUACAAGCUUGCCAGACAAAUUAAAAUCAGGUCAGCAGAAAUGUUGAGGCUGCAGUAAUUGUAACUGUAACAAAAUUAUAUGUUAGACUGGUACCUCUAAGGACAUAAUUUACUAAUAUA
This is a messenger RNA of Thunnus maccoyii (southern bluefin tuna), 2187 nucleotides long. RefSeq names its product thiamine transporter 2-like. Gene Ontology annotation, molecular function: vitamin transmembrane transporter activity. The transcript is spliced from 5 exons. The coding region runs from base 1 to 1422 and encodes 473 amino acids. Gene Ontology annotation, cellular component: plasma membrane. NCBI's taxonomy places the organism in Eukaryota, Metazoa, Chordata, Actinopteri, Scombriformes, Scombridae. Gene Ontology annotation, biological process: transmembrane transport; vitamin transport. The record is from RefSeq and is a predicted model, not a curated record.